AUGGAACCAGAGCCAACCCUUACCACUCUCCUCGAGGUUAUCACAGCCCUCACCGCCACUGUCGGGUCCUUGCAGGACCAAAUCAAAUUGCAAAGCCAAGAGCUCAUCCAGCUCAAGGCCAUAUGCAAGGAAACCGCCGACCUACUUGGCAACAAGGACCAAGGAGGAGGACAAACCCAGCCUGGCCCAUCAACUGGGCCUUUCACCCCUCCUACUCAGACGGGAGGAGAAGCCCACUCUCCAGCAACGGUUAGGCCUGGACUCAAGGCCCCUUUCCGCCCAUCAAGAGGAACGGGCUUUGAUUCAGAAGAGGAGGAAGAACCCAGACAAGUCCCCAAAAGGGAGCCUCGCGACACGCCUAAACAGAGCCUCAGCUCCCUCACCCCAUUCGACUCAGGGUCCAGCGUAAAGCGGCCCAAAAUGGAGCUCCCCGACCCAUACAAGGGGGACUCUAGGGGAAGAAAGGCAACACAGUGGCUAGACCGCAUGCUACUGUGGGUCGCGCUUCAUCAAGACCAAUUUGAUGAAGAAGAACAAAUGGUAGUGUGGAUCCUCUACCACAUGACCAACAAGGCUGCCGACUGGGCCCUCCCUAUCAUAGGGACAAUUAUCAAGGCCUUAACGGCCAAAUUCAAGGAAGCCUUCGCCGAUCCAGAUGCAAAGAGGGCGGCUGCCAGGAAGAUUGCCGCAUUAACUCAGACCACAACCACGUCUGAGUACGUCACCGAAUUCCGCAACCUUAUGGCGGAACUUGACUGGAACACUGAGGCGUACAUUGCCCAGUUUACGCGCGGCCUUCACUGGAAGGUGAAAGAACUCUUGUCCACCAAGGACAAUAUUCCCAACAACAACCUAGAGGCCAUAUUCGCCGCCUUGGUCAAAAUUGACAACACUCAUUGGGAAAACAAGGAAAACCGUCCAAAAAAGCUCCCUGCCAAGUCCCCGGCCGCCGUGGCCACUUCCACCACUACCACUACCCAACGGGUCCGCCUCUCAGAGGACCCUAACUAUGUCACACCGGAAGAAAGGGAUUGCCGCCGCGCGUCUGGCCUCUGUGUCAAGUGCGGCCAGAAGGGGCAUGGGAUCAAACAAUGUCCCAAUGGAUGGAAAGCCACCAUCAAACAAUGUCCCAAUGGAUGGAAAGCCACCAUCAAGGAAGCCGCCAAGGUGGGAGAAGUAGUAGAGUCGGAAAAAGAAUGA
Rhizoctonia solani is the source of this 1200-nucleotide messenger RNA. RefSeq names its product Retrotransposon-derived protein PEG10. Bases 1 to 1200 code for a protein of 399 amino acids. NCBI's taxonomy places the organism in Eukaryota, Fungi, Basidiomycota, Agaricomycetes, Cantharellales, Ceratobasidiaceae. The record is from RefSeq and is a predicted model, not a curated record. The transcript is spliced from 2 exons. Gene Ontology annotation, molecular function: nucleic acid binding; zinc ion binding.